This is a messenger RNA of Cercospora beticola, 1158 nucleotides long. RefSeq lists its product as uncharacterized. Lineage: Eukaryota; Fungi; Ascomycota; Dothideomycetes; Mycosphaerellales; Mycosphaerellaceae. The record is from RefSeq and is a predicted model, not a curated record.
AUGGCAGCGUCGGGAGGGACUACGCACGCAACUACCUCUGUGCCCGAUGACACACGAGUCCACGGCGCAACCUCAGAUCUGCGCAAGCGCGUCGCCAUUCCGAAAAUCCUAGGUGUGUUUCCGAAGUCCGCGAAGAGGAGCACUCGCAGUAUCACGUCUCUUCUGGAGGGCUCUACCGAAGACGACACUUCCGAGUGUGCACCGUAUCAGGGUCCGCCGAUAGGCUAUUCGAGUGUCGAUGUCGUGCACGAAGAUGGCUACAAGGAGACCGUUGGAAGUUUGUAUGCUCCGCGGCCACGUUUCGGAACAGUUGACUGCAGGAGAAGGGUUUGCGGACAUUGCUUUAGAGUGCAGGACCAGCCUCAGUUUGAAUCUAUCGAUAACUACAGGUCCGACCACCCCCCUCCUUGGUCGUUCAAGACAAGGCCGACCACUUCAAGCUUCACCCACCCGCUCCACCACCUAGGCUACCUACACUUCCCCACUCGGCUGCCACCACUUUCGGAUCUAGCCACGGCAACAAUACCAGCAGCACCAGUUUCAGCACCUUCAGCACCCCCACAAACCCCUCAACAUCAUCACCACCACAAGAUCAACAGCCUCUCCGCCACAGCUCCAACAUUCAUCCCAUCCUCUUCCACGGCCUCCUCCACGCCCUCCACAGCAGAACUCAAAGCCCAACUCGCCGCCCGCGAAGCCGCCGCAAAAGCCAUCAUCGCCGCGGUCCACGACAACACUCCGCCAUCGGACUCCAGAUCUACUGUUCCAACCGGUCCAGCAAAUCCAACCUACGGUUCACGCUUCAACCACUCCACCGGCCUCGUUUUUGGACCAAAGUCUAUUGAUCUGAGAUCUCCGGCUCAGAAAUCGAAUGAUAGGAAGAAUAGGACGAGAAUCGAGGGUCUAGGUAGUGGCGGCAAGGCUCCGCCUACGGCCCCAGCUGCAAUGAGGGAGGUUUCGGCUGCUUCUUCGCCUUCGAUCGAUGGCGGAGGAUUUGUUGCUGUCGGGUCGCCACUGCUUUCUGGUGAAGCUUCACCGAGGAUUGGUGUUGGAGGAGGAGGUGAGAGUGGAAGUGGGAAGAAGCCGCGCGGGGCCAGAGGUAAGCGGGUAUGGAAACGUGAGGUUGAGGUAGAGCGUCAGGAGUUUUGGAUGAGGUGA